AUGUCGUUCCUCUUCAGCAGCGGCACUUUUGAGUGCCCUCCACUGCCCUACGACUACAACGCGCUCGAGCCGUAUAUCAGUUCGACGUCUCUCAAGUACCAUCAUGACUAUCACCAUGAGGGGUACGUGAAGACCCUGAACAAGUUGGUCAAAGGCACCGAGUUCGAGAAUAAGAGCCUUGAGGACAUUAUCAGGAGCUCCAGUGGAACCCUUUUCAACAACGCUGCCCAAGCCUGGAACCAUACCUUUUUCUGGAACUCGAUGAAGCCCAAUGGCGGCGGCGACCCGACGGGUCUCGUGAAGGACGAAAUCGACAGAUGCUUCUCCUCGUUCUCUAAUUUCAAAGAGGAGUUCACCGAUGUGGCCUCGAAGCACUUUGGUUCCGGCUGGGCCUGGCUCGUCUGGUGUAACGAGAAGAGGCGCCUGGAGGUGAUGGACACCCACGACGCAGGCAACCCCAUCACAAAACGGAAAUGGCCGAUUUUGACCUGCGAUCUCUGGGAGCACGGAUACUACCUCGACACUCAGAACGAUCGAGGCAAAUACAUCAAGGCUUGGUGGAGCGUGGUGAACUGGGACUUCGCCAAUAUGAAGCUGGAAAAAGCCAUGCGCGGCGAGCCCAUCGAGGAGGCAGUCGGAGGCGGCCAGUGA
Molecule: messenger RNA, 651 nt
Organism: Neospora caninum
Lineage: Eukaryota; Apicomplexa; Conoidasida; Eucoccidiorida; Sarcocystidae
Product: Superoxide dismutase, related
Exons: 3
Coding region: 1-651 (216 amino acids)
Biological process (GO): superoxide metabolic process
Molecular function (GO): superoxide dismutase activity; metal ion binding
Source: RefSeq, a predicted model, not a curated record